CGAACUCAGCCCGCAUUAACUCGGGUCCAGCGCCGAGCAUUUCACUGUUGUCCGUACGAAGAGCCUCAUCGCCGACGGACGAGCGAGAAAGAGGGAGUGAGAGAGGGGACCAGGGGAGUUCGAUAAUUCAUAGAUCGGGGAAUCACCACCAUUCCGUUUUGCUGCGUUGUCGCUCAGGUUUGAAUCUCAUCCAACUGCACGGAUCUGACCUGCUUCAACGGCGGUUACAUGCUAUUGUGACUUCUCAAGCAUCGUUGAUCCAUAUUUUUUUGGCUGCUUUCUUGUUUGUGCAGCACUUUCAACUUCAACUAAAUCCUACCUGCAUCUGUUAUGGGGACAGAAGAAAUUAAGAAAGAAGUAUAUAACUGGUAUUCUGAAUUAGCAUACGACCAUUGGGUGGCACUACCUGUUUCUGGUCCACAACCAUCAGCGCGGUACAAGCAUGCUGCAGCUGUGGUGGAUGAAAAAUUAUACAUUGUUGGUGGGAGUCGUAAUGGUCGGCACCUGGCUGACAUUCAGGUCUUUGAUCUUAGAAGCAUGGCAUGGUCUACUCUAAAACUGAACAUAAAACUAAAUUCUGAGGAAAGCAUAGAUGGUGUUUUACAGGAAGAUAUUUCAGCUAUCUCAGGUCAUGAUAUGAUUAUUUGGGGAAAUAAGCUAUUACUUGUUGGUGGGCAUUCAAAAGAACCUUCUAAUAAUGUAAAAGUUUGGUUCAUUGAUCUAGAAACACACAACUGCGGUGUUAUGGAGACCUCAGGAAAAAUUCCGAUAGCUCGUGGGGGACAUUCUGUAACUCUAGUUGGGUCUAAACUGAUCAUGUUUGGUGGAGAAGAUAGGAGCAGGCGACUAUUGAAUGAUGUCCAUGUCCUUGAUCUGGAGACAAUGAUUUGGGAUUUGGUGGAGACAACGCAGACACCUCCAGCUCCCAGGUUUGAUCAUACAACUGCAGUGCAUGCAGAACGGUACCUUCUAAUUUUUGGCGGUUGUUCUCAUUCAAUAUUUUUCAACGAUCUUCAUGUACUGGACUUGCAGAUGAUGGAAUGGUCUCAACCACAACUUCAGGGUGAUCUGGUGAGCCCCAGGGCAGGUCAUGCUGGUGUCACUAUUGAUGGAAACUGGUAUAUUGUCGGCGGUGGAGACAAUAAUCAUGGCACCCCAGAAACCAUUGUAUUAAAUAUGUCUAAGCUUGUCUGGUCAGUGUUGACGAGUGUGAAGGAGAGGGAUCCGCUAUCAAGUGAGGGACUCACUGUUUGCUCAGCAUGCAUAGACGGAGAGAAGCAUUUGGUUGCCUUUGGUGGCUACAAUGGGAAAUAUAAUAACGAAGUAUUUGUUAUGAGACCCAAACUGAGAGACUCGUCACGUCCCAGGAUCUUUCAAUCUCCAGCAGCAGCGGCUGCUGCAGCAUCUGUUACUGCUGCAUAUGCUUUAACCAAACAUGCUCAGUUGGAUUUCAUCUCGAAGGAAGAUUCCGCUGCUGCAGCAUCUGUUACUGCUGCAUAUGCUUUAACCAAGCAUGCUCAGUUGGAUUUCAUCUCAAAGGAAGAUUCCAAUGUUAGUGGAAUUGAAAACAACAGUGCUCAAUCUCGACAGGAUUUGUCAGCUGAAAUCUGUUUGGUGAACAAAGAAAACAAGGAAUUGGAAUCAGCAGUUGCUGAAGCCAGGGCAGAAAAUUCCGUGCUCAAGGGAAAGAUUGAUGAGACCAACGUUACAUUUUCUGAGUUGUCGAAGGAACUUCAUUCAGUCCAAGGGCAACUUGUAGCUGAGAGAUCAAGAUGCUCUAAACUGGAGGCACAAAUCGCAGAAGUACAGAAAUUGCUGGAAUCAUUGCCAUCCAUAGAGAAUGAGGUUCAAACACUUCGGAGUCAGAAAUCUGCACUUGAAAAGAAUCUGGAGCUAGCAGCUGUCCAGAGGCAAAGUUCUGGUGGCGUUUGGCGGUGGAUAUCUGGGGGAACAAGUGACCCAUGAAACUGGCAAAGUUAGUUCCUCAAAAUUAAAGUGUUGUGGGCAGCCAUAGCUAUCUUGCUUUUAACGGGGAUGCUACUGUGAGUUCAAGAAGAUGUAGCAGCCGAGGCAAGGGCCUUUGUUAUGUUUGUAGUGUUUGCACUUACUGGGGUGGGGGGGGGGGGGGGGGGGGGGGGGGGGGUGACGUACGUUUUGUAAUUGUUGAAUUUUGACCAUCGAAAAACUUUUUCAAGGAUGUAAAAGAAAAUGAGGUACAAGAAUUAUCUCUGUACAAGUUGAGUUGCCAGGCUUUUUAUUGUGGUACCAUUACAGAC
Malania oleifera is the source of this 2276-nucleotide messenger RNA. Its product is annotated as acyl-CoA-binding domain-containing protein 4. Lineage: Eukaryota; Viridiplantae; Streptophyta; Magnoliopsida; Santalales; Ximeniaceae. Bases 331 to 1965 code for a protein of 544 amino acids. The record is from RefSeq and is a predicted model, not a curated record. The transcript has 15 exons. Gene Ontology annotation, molecular function: protein binding.